AUGUCUACCAGCAUGAAGCUCUCAAUUGACGACUGCCCGCGUCCACUGCGCGUCGCCAUCGUUGGAGCCGGGAUAGGCGGGCUAUCAGCUGCCAUCGGCCUCCGACGCAACGGGCACGCCGUGGACCUAUACGAACAGUCCCAGUUCGCAGCGGAAAUCGGGGCGGCGGUUCACCUGAUGCCCAAUGGCCUCAGCAUCCUGCGGCAGUGGGAGCUCGACCCGGCCGACUUCGACGCCAACCCCAUGAGCCGUGCCGUGGAAUACGACCGGCAUGGUCGCCUCGAAAAGGAUAUGGACCUCAGUAAGGCGAAUCUGCGGUGGUCAGAUCCAUGGCUUCUCGCACAGCGUGCCAAAUUUCACAAUGCACUCAAGACCAAGGCGCUCGCAAUGGGCGCUGUCCUGCAUACGUCUACACGGGUUGUAGGUGUUGACACUGCUGGCGGGACCAUCACUCUGGGAGAUGAGAGAAUCAUCUCGGCUGAUGUUAUUCUUGGUGCGGACGGGGUAUAUUCUGUUACGAGAACUUAUAUCACAGACGCAAAGCCUUUUGGCUCCGGAAAGUCGGCUUUUCGAUUCAUGAUUCCCAGAAAAGUCGCGCUUGCAGAUCCUGAAACUCGUCCUCUAGCCGAGAUGCAUGACAGCCUUCUCGCCUGGAUGGGCAAGACUCACAGGAUUAUCAUGUAUUCCUGCAGCAAUAACGAAAUGCUCAAUUUUGUCUGCAUGCAUCCUGAGGAAGAAUCUCGUUCGAUGAUAGAGGAAGGAUGGAACGCACAAGUGACGACCGAGCAGGUCCUGCAAGUAUAUCGAGACUUCCCUCGAGCGGUCAUAAGUCUGCUCGCCAAAUCCGAUGCCCCCGGGACUCCAAAAGGAGUUUGGCCACUGCUGGACAUGGAGCAAAUACCUUGGACCAAGGGCAGGAUGGCUCUACUCGGAGAUGCUGCCCAUCCGUUUACUCCCCACCAGGGACAAGGCGCGGUGCAAGCUUUGGAAGAUGCAGCUAGCCUGUCCGUGGUUCUCCCGGCCGGCACUCACCUGGCUGCAGUGCCCGAAAGGCUCCGGCUGUAUGAGAGGAUCAGAAGCAAGAGGGCUCAUACCAUCCAGGCGUAUUCACGUGAGGCCGGCAAAGAUGUGGCCGAGGGUGAAAAGCCCGAGGUGAACAAUACGGAUGAGCUCUUCUCCCAUGACGAGCUUUACUACUCCAAACGCAUGUUUAAGAGGUGGAAGCACGAGCAAGACCCUACUAACUUCCACUUCCUCCCGCUAGCCGCUGGGGCUUUCUCGGGUAUGCGGCGGGCCUUACCAAUCAGAGACUCGUCGGGCUUCAAAAGAGUCACGAUCAAGUUCAAGACGUCCAAGCCAUUUAUGGAAACCCUCCUCCCUAACGACCACUUCGUCUUCAGACGACCAGACACCGUGUGCACCGCCAGUCUGGUUACCACAUCUCUAUCCAACCUGCCUUGGCUUGGUGGAGAAGGCUACACUACGCUAGCGCUGCACAUUCACGGGGUGCAGUACAAGCAAAUAAAGGGCGGCGUGAUGAACGGCUCUUUCGUCGCGAUUCAUCUGGUAUCCCGUGGCGAGGCUGUUGCGGCGUGUCGCGAGGAGCUCGGCCUCCCGGCCGUGCCCUGCGACCUGGACGUGUAUCAGCCCGAUGACAACAGCUGCACCGUUACUGCGUCGUGGGAGGGGGCCAAGUUUGCCAGCUUGUCCCUCACCGGGCUAGUGGCAAAAGACGCGGCACUCGAACGCGGCUCUAUAGGUACCCUGGCCGAUUAUGGAGUCAUGUCUUACAGGUAUGUACCAGCGGUCGGGCGGCCUGGCGAGCCCGAGGCUGAAUAUGCAUGUGUGACUCCCCACGCGAGGGAGAAGACCGAGACAGUCGAGUCUGUUUCCAGCUCCACCAGUGCCCGGUUGGUUUUCAAGGAUUUGGGAUGGGAGCAGCUGCCUACUCUUGGACACAUCGCGGCUGCAUUCAGUCAGAUGCCGAUAUAUGGGAUUGUCGGGGUCAAGGUUGUUGAGGGCAGUAACGCAUCCGAACAGUUGUCAUCUAGAAAGAUAGAUUAG
Pyricularia grisea is the source of this 2064-nucleotide messenger RNA. RefSeq lists its product as uncharacterized. The coding region runs from base 1 to 2064 and encodes 687 amino acids. The record is from RefSeq and is a predicted model, not a curated record. Lineage: Eukaryota; Fungi; Ascomycota; Sordariomycetes; Magnaporthales; Pyriculariaceae. Gene Ontology annotation, molecular function: monooxygenase activity; FAD binding. The transcript is spliced from 5 exons.